Messenger RNA from Trichoderma virens Gv29-8, 1725 nucleotides. RefSeq lists its product as uncharacterized. Gene Ontology annotation, molecular function: zinc ion binding; DNA binding. The transcript has 4 exons. Gene Ontology annotation, biological process: DNA-templated transcription. Lineage: Eukaryota; Fungi; Ascomycota; Sordariomycetes; Hypocreales; Hypocreaceae. Bases 1 to 1725 code for a protein of 574 amino acids. The record is from RefSeq and is a predicted model, not a curated record.
AUGUUGGACUUCUUCCACAAGGCCCCAAACGAGGAUUGCUGGUACAAGUUUCUCGAGCCGAUCUUGCCGUACAUCCGCAACAUCAUUCCCGCCUCUGUUGCGUGUGAUUUACUCGACAUCUUCUUGACCGACCCGGGGAGCUCGCUGUUUCGCGUCGCAUCUCCAUAUAUAUUGACCAGAGUCUUUCGUAAAAAGUCCAUUAUACAUCCCACAGCUCCCAGAUAUACCACACCGGCACUGCUUGCAACAAUCCUGUGGUGUGUUGCACAGACUGCUGAUGUCAUGAUGCUGCAUGUCCCGGGCUCAAGAGCCAAGGUUGUUAACGAUCUGUAUGACUUGGCAACAUCUCUAAUAUCCGAACGUGACCCUGAUCGAUGGCGACGAAUUCACGGUGGCCUCCGAGCAGAAAAUGAGACACCCCAUCCUAGGCUCCCCAAUGCUCCAACAGUGCCGAAAACCACGGUGAAUAACGAACCGGCGGGCGAGAUUGAUGAUGUCUUAACCUUCAUCCUCCUUUCCAUUGCUGUCUCAGGCUCCGACUUCAAAUCGGAUUGCUACAAAUGGUGGUCCAAGGCAACACGGCUGGCCUUUUCGUUGGGUCUCAAUCGAGAGGAUGAACAAUGUGCCGGACCUGUGACACCAUGUGCAAACCCCCUUUGCUCGUGCAAAAAGGACCAAGAUGGCAGCAUAUACAAUAUGGAGUUACGGGAAGAACGCCGGAGAGUCUUUUGGCUGCUCUACGCCUUGGAUCGCCAUCUAGCCUUGUCCUUCAACUCGGCUCUAACGAUACCCGAUUCAUACUGCGAAGUUUAUUCUCCGCUACCUGAAGCUGUUUGGGAAAACCUUGAUACAAUCCCGCCCAGCGAAAUCCCCGCUCGAAGGAUCGGACCGCCAACUACCGCCUCUGGAUCUGCCUUUUUUGAAUACUUUUUGCCCCUCAUGGCGAUACUGGGCGACAUCAUAGAAGUCCACCAUAGGCGCCGUCAUCCAAGGCUUGGAGAUCUCGACGAUUCACAUUCUGUAGCUGUUAUUCAGGGGCUUCUUUCGACCUACGAGAUGAGUCUUGCCGCGCUUUCGUCGGAGGGUAAUGACAGCAACAUAAUACCUCUCCCUAUUCACACCCCAAAAGGCAUUGUUGCUGGAAUGCCUUCAAGGCCCUCCAUCUCUCACCCGCACCCAUCAUCUGCAGCGCCAUACAAUGCGGGUGAUCCUUCCAAGAUGCGGCUCGCAAAAGCCUAUAGUACGCACAUUCUACACGUGCUACAUGUGCUUCUACACGGCAAAUGGGAUGCCAUAUCCAUGUUGGACGACGGCGACGACUGGAUUACGUCCAAGAGAUUCAACGAGUGCGCGUCACAUGCCAUUUCCGCCUCACAAUCGGUCUCGACCAUCUUGACCAUUGAUCCAGAGCUUACCUUCAUGUCCUAUCUUUUUGGUAUAUAUCUACUCCAGGGAAGCUUUAUCCUUCUCCUUUUCGCAGAUAGGAUGCCGCAAUUGGGUCCCAACGAGUCGGUGGCACAGGCGUGCGAGAAUAUUAUUCGAGCCCACGAGGUGUGCGUUGUGACGCUUAGCACAGAGUUUCAGAAAAAUUUCCGAACAGUUCUACGAUCUACUCUAUACAGCGUUCAAGGCGCAGGAACUACGAAUUGGGAUGAGCAUCGUUCACGACGAAGGGCUCUUUCUUUGUACCGGUGGACAAAGGGGGCCAAGGGGCUGGCACUGUAA